Molecule: messenger RNA, 453 nt
Organism: Sordaria macrospora k-hell
Lineage: Eukaryota; Fungi; Ascomycota; Sordariomycetes; Sordariales; Sordariaceae
Source: RefSeq, a predicted model, not a curated record
AUGGCGCCUUUCCAGCUCACUACCACCAACGCCGCCACAGCCAUCACUACCUGCGGCUUUUGCUACAUGCGCGAGGCCCAGCAUGGCAACAUGAUGUCCAUUCCCUGCCCUGACGAGGGAGUGGAAAAGCUUGGAAAACGGAUCCAAAAACUGUUUAGGCAAGCUGCGGUCCACUACUGGGCCGCAACCGAGGCUGCCUACACCAGCAUGGACGAGAAGAACGCCGAAGCCUCACUUCGCGAGGUUAGAAAGGCGGAUGCGGCUCUGAAGCGAGCCUGGACCAUUGUUCAGGAGGCUGAGGAGCUUGUACUCAGAAUGGAGAAGAUUCUUGUUCGUACGGGCACCUUGGUUGCCGCUACAGCGGAGCUUAUCCAGGCUUUUGACAGGGCUGCCGACGUCGUCGAGGUUGUGAGGAGUGGCUUUGCCGCCGUUAAGGCUCGCAUUAGAGCUUGA